This is a messenger RNA of Phaeoacremonium minimum UCRPA7, 1287 nucleotides long. RefSeq names its product putative histidinol-phosphate aminotransferase protein. The record is from RefSeq and is a predicted model, not a curated record. NCBI's taxonomy places the organism in Eukaryota, Fungi, Ascomycota, Sordariomycetes, Togniniales, Togniniaceae. The transcript is spliced from 2 exons. Gene Ontology annotation, biological process: L-histidine biosynthetic process. Bases 1 to 1287 code for a protein of 428 amino acids. Gene Ontology annotation, molecular function: L-histidinol-phosphate:2-oxoglutarate transaminase activity; pyridoxal phosphate binding.
AUGUCGCCCUUCAAUCUGCAGACAUGCGCCCGGCCGAACAUCCUCGCCCUCGAGCCGUAUCGCUGCGCGCGAGAUGACUACAAAGACGACGGCACAAACAUCCUGCUGGACGCCAACGAGAACGCCUUCGGGCCGUCCAUCUCGGCCGCCGGCGCCAGGCAGGUGCUCCAGUCACAGCAACAGGAUGCCGGGGCGGCGGCGGCGCCGACGCUGGACCUGCUGGGCCUGCACCGGUACCCGGACCCUCACCAGCCGGCGCUGAAGCAGCUGCUGUGCGAGCUGCGCAACACGCACGCGCACACGGCCCGCGCGCUGGCGCCCGCGAACCUCUUCGUCGGCGUCGGCAGCGACGAGGCCAUCGACGCCCUGCUGCGCUGCUUCUGCGUCCCCGGCCGCGACCGCAUCCUCGUCUGCCCGCCCACCUACGGCAUGUACUCGGUCUCGGCGCAGGUCAACGACGUCGGCCUCGUCAGGGUCCCGCUGCUGCCGGCGCCCGGCUUCGGCGUCGACACGGACGCCGUGCUGGCGGCGCUGAGCAGCGAGCAGAACGUCAAGAUUGUGUAUCUGUGCUCGCCGGGUAACCCCACCGGCUCGCUCAUCGCGAAGGAGGAUGUCCGGCGGGUGCUGGAGCAUCCUACGUGGAACGGCGUCGUGGUGCUUGACGAGGCGUACAUCGACUUUGCCCCGGAGGACUCGUCCCUGGCCGAGUGGGUGACUGAGUGGCCGAAUCUAGUGGUGAUGCAGACGCUGUCAAAGGCAUUUGGCAUGGCUGGCAUCAGGUUAGGCGCUGCGUUCACCAGCGAGCCCAUUGCCCGUCUUCUCAACAGCCUCAAGGCGCCGUACAACAUCUCUAGCCCGACAAGCACCCUGGCGAGCUAUGCGGUCGGUCCCGAAGGCUUGAAAGUCAUGAGAGCAAACAGGGCGCGCAUAGUCGAGCAGAGGGAGAGGCUGAUAGCCGAGCUACCCAGGAUUCCCGGAGUAGGGAGGCUAAGAGGAGGAGAGGCAAGCAACUUCCUACUGUUUGAGAUGCUGAAUACCAAGGGAGAGCCGGAUAACACCACGGCGUUGGCGGUAUAUGAGCAAUUGGCGGAGUCAAAAGGCGUUGUCGUUCGGUUUAGAGGAAAGGAGCACGGCUGUCUGGGUUGUCUUAGAAUCACUGUCGGUACGGAGCAGGAGGUCACAAGAUUUCUCGCUGCUCUACAGAAGACGCUGGCUGAAGUAAGAGGCACUUCAGCACCUCAAGAUGAGGAAAAGCGCGAAAAGGAGGCAAACGCAGUAGUUGCUUAG